CUUUUUGCUCAAAAGAUUUUCACAGCCUGUGAACUUGUUGCUGUCUUUACAUGUGAAUUUCAGAAGAUAAAAAGAAAGAGCAACUGCACUUCUAUAAAACCCACCUUCCUUGUUCAACCAUUUUCAAUCAGAAGCAAUCCUUGUUCAUAUCUCUCUCCAUAUAACAUGAGGCUCCUCUCUUUUUUCCUUAUCGCCAUCCUACUCCUACAGACUUUCACAGAAGUAUUAUCGGUUGAUAAUACCAUAGAUUCUCUUACUAAGGAGGAAGCAGGAGGGGAUGAAGUGGCUCUUGACAAAAAACAUCAUCCUAAGAAAAUUAAUUGCAGCUAUGCAUGCUCAAGGAGGUGCAGGAAGGCAUCAAGAAAGAAAGUGUGCACACGAGCAUGCAAGACUUGUUGCGCAAGAUGCAACUGCGUCCCACCAGGCACAUACGGCAACAAGAGUGCUUGUCCGUGCUAUGCCAGUCUAAGGACCCAUGGAAAUAAGCUCAAGUGCCCAUGAGUAAUUCUACUGAAAAUACUGUAUUAAUAUAUGGAGAGGGAGAGGGAGAGGGAGAGAGGGAGAGAGAGAGAGAGAUUGUAUGUUACUGGCAUUUCUUGUCAUGAUCUAGCAAUCUAGGGAAUAAAAUCACUGAUGCUUUCAGCAUUGUUGAAUAAUCUCCGGAUUGGAGGGAUUAUAGUUAUAAAAUCCCAUGACCAAUGUAAUCUUAAUCAAAUCCCAUUAUAGUGUAGUGGGUGUUUAAUUCAUGGAAAACUAGUAAGACCGAAUAAUGAAAACAUGAUUGUUUGAAUUUUACGUAUCGUGGAUGUAGGCCUU
This is a messenger RNA of Ilex paraguariensis (yerba mate), 816 nucleotides long. The record is from the annotation of a GenBank genome assembly. NCBI's taxonomy places the organism in Eukaryota, Viridiplantae, Streptophyta, Magnoliopsida, Aquifoliales, Aquifoliaceae.